CACUAUUGAUUGAUUGUCAAGUGACUUUUCUCCUUUCUGCGGAGAGUAGUUUCUGCGUAUUAGUUAUUGUUUAUUUGUUUUAAUUUAUUAAACAUUUUCUAGAAAGUACUCUUUUUUAAUUGUUAUUAUUGUGUAAUCUUACACAAAUUGUGUUUUGUACUACUUGAAAGUAGAGGGAAAGUGUAAAACAGAUAGGAAAUAGAUUGUAACGGGGUCUCCCGUUAUCUAAACAAUUACCUCAAAAACUUAUUAUGCCUCAUGAUUUAAAGGAGUUGGGUGGAAGGAAACCAGUAGUAAUGGCUCCCUUGUCGCCGACCCCGUGCGCGGAGAUCAGUGACGACGAGCUGGUCUCCAUCUCCGUGCGCGACCUGAACCGACAGCUCAAGAUGAGAGGACUCACCCGCGACCAGAUAGUCCGAAUGAAGCAGCGCCGUAGAACGCUGAAGAACCGCGGGUACGCCGCGUCGUGCCGCAUCAAGCGCAUCGAGCAGAAGGACGAGCUCGAGACUGAGAAGAGCCAGGAGUGGCACGACAUGGAACUGAUGCAGGACGAGAACAACAGGAUCCGCGAGGAAGUGGAGGCGCUGCGGGGGAAGUAUGACGCCCUGAAACGUUUCGCCAUUAUGAAGAAUAUACCAUUACCACCGGAACUAGAAAUACAACCUUAGACUAAUUGAUAUAAGAUAGAUUUUACCUUGUUGUAGAAUAUAUUGCUUGGGGCAAUCAUGGUAAAGGAGUAUUAAUAUUAAUUAUAUGAAUGUAGGUAUAGGCGUAUAAGAUAGAGUUGACUAAAGACUUAUGUCUGACCUACUAAUAAUUAAGUAAAAUGAACAAUGAUUAUAUGAUUUAUGUAACUAGUAGCAUCCCAGUGAUUUUUGGAAUUUCCCAGUUGUCACUGUUCAGGUUUGCGUCACAGUUCAGACUGGACAACUGGUCGCAUUCUGUACUAGUUCUGUUAACAAGAAUUGAACUAUCUCAACAGGAUCAAACUUCUUGGAGAGAGUAAAGUAGCGACAUCUAUUGUAUAAUACCAAGUUCUAGUUACCGCCAACAGAUGGCGCGCUAAACAUAACGCAAGCAGAGAUUGCGCGCUGGAAGUUUACCUAAUGCUUUUUUUCAUUUUCCGAUUCAGUCACCAUAUCUAACGUUACCUGAUAUUAUAAUUAUAAUCUAUAUUGUAAAGAUAAUAAGUAACACAUCGGUUACCUGCCCAAUGCAGCCAGACAAUGUUGUUACACUACUUUAGUUGCAAGAGCUAAUUUUAAGAAAACAUUUAUUUAUACACCUAUGUAAGUAAUAAACAAUUAUUUUAAGUAA
Spodoptera frugiperda (fall armyworm) is the source of this 1317-nucleotide messenger RNA. It is a transcript of the gene maf-S, whose product is annotated as transcription factor MafK. The record is from RefSeq and is a predicted model, not a curated record. Gene Ontology annotation, molecular function: DNA-binding transcription factor activity, RNA polymerase II-specific; RNA polymerase II cis-regulatory region sequence-specific DNA binding. Lineage: Eukaryota; Metazoa; Arthropoda; Insecta; Lepidoptera; Noctuidae. Bases 252 to 668 code for a protein of 138 amino acids. The transcript has 4 exons. Gene Ontology annotation, cellular component: nucleus. Gene Ontology annotation, biological process: regulation of transcription by RNA polymerase II.